This is a messenger RNA of Solea senegalensis (Senegalese sole), 1582 nucleotides long. Its product is annotated as gastrula zinc finger protein XlCGF71.1-like. Gene Ontology annotation, cellular component: nucleus. The record is from RefSeq and is a predicted model, not a curated record. Gene Ontology annotation, molecular function: DNA-binding transcription factor activity, RNA polymerase II-specific; RNA polymerase II transcription regulatory region sequence-specific DNA binding. The coding region runs from base 587 to 1354 and encodes 255 amino acids. Gene Ontology annotation, biological process: regulation of transcription by RNA polymerase II. NCBI's taxonomy places the organism in Eukaryota, Metazoa, Chordata, Actinopteri, Pleuronectiformes, Soleidae. The transcript has a single exon.
CUUAUUCUAAUGAUUCAGUUACACUGAAAACAACUGCUUUACAAGUCACUCAUCACUCGUUUGUCUGUCGCGUGUAAAACCAAGUCACAGCAGUGUCAUGCAGCCGUGCAGUGAUGACUCCGCCCAUGUUGAGUAAGUACUACUUUUGUAGUGGAAAACCAACCUAAACUGUGCCGAGUGGAGGCGAGUUGGGGCAAUAGGUGGAAAAGGGGCUAUAUUGGACUGAUGAAACUGUGUUGUCUUUCCCUCCAGAUAACAACAGUCUGAGCUUGAUUUUCAAACCUGACAUUUAUACUUGUUCAAACCUGGAUAUAACAAACUGACUCCAGGGAUCGCUGUUGAGUUUCAGAGAAAUCUGAAAUAUCCUGUAGGAAAAUUAACUUCAGUUUCAUAACCUGUUCUUGUGUCUCCAGAGCUUCCACAACAGAAUGUUAUAAAGGAGGAGGAGGAAGAUGUUCUCACUGAGCAGCAGCUCUGUAACCAGGAGAGGAACUCCAGUCUGGACCAAGAGGAACCAGAGUUUCUACAGAUUAAAGAGGAAGAGGAGGAAAUCUCCACCAGUCAGGAGCAGGAGGCUGAUAGCUUUAUGUUGACUCCUGAUAAUGAAGAAAGUGAUCACAUGGAACCAGACACUGACCACCAGCUCCUCUCUGCUGUAGCUGAGAGUCAAGAUCAGAAUAUUUUAAAAGAAAAGAUUCAUAUGUGCAAUAUUUGUAAGAAAUGCUUUGGGUUUAAAAGCAAUUUGGUAACCCACAUGAGAACUCACACAGGUGAGAGACCAUUCUCUUGUGAAACAUGUGGAAAGUGUUUUCUACAAACUUCAGAUUUGGAAAAGCACAAAAGAACUCACACUGGUGAAAAGCCAUUUUCUUGUGAAAUAUGUGGAAAGUGUUUUCUACUAAGUUCAUAUUUGAAAAAGCACAGGAGAACUCACACUGGUGAAAAGCCAUUUUCUUGUGAAACGUGUGGAAAGUGUUUUCUAAAUCUUUCAGAUUUGACAAAACACAUAAGAACUCACGCAGGUGAGAAUAUUUGUAAUAUUUGUAAGAAAUGCUAUUCAUCAAAGAGUUACCUGAUGGUCCACAUGAGAACUCACACUGGGGAGAGGCCAUUUUCUUGUGAAACAUGUGGAAAGUGUUUUCUACAUCGUUCAAAUUUGACAAUCCACGUAAGAACUCACACAGGAGAGAAGCCCCAUGUUUGUAAUAUUUGUAAGAAAUGCUAUUCAUCAAGGUGUUACUUGAUGAUCCACAUGAGAACUCACACUGGUGAGAAGCCCCAUGUUUGCCACAUUUGUAAGAAAUGUUUUGCACGCAGAGAUACCUUGACAGACCACGUGAGAACUCACAGAUGAGAAGAAGCCAUACACCACUGACGUGGAUGGUCUCAGAAUGUUUUAUUUGAAAAUUCACCGUAGGCUCUGCUCACUUUCAAACCACAAAUCCGAAAUGUAAACUCAAAUCAAAUAGAUGUUGAGUGCAUUGUAGUAACUUGUAUAAACUUCAUGGAAGCCCUUAGUAUUUUAAAGACAUGACUGAUGGUGAUCAAUUGUGUCAAAUAAAUUUCAUUAUCUUGUCCAUGA